Messenger RNA from Trichophyton verrucosum HKI 0517, 687 nucleotides. RefSeq lists its product as uncharacterized. The transcript has a single exon. Lineage: Eukaryota; Fungi; Ascomycota; Eurotiomycetes; Onygenales; Arthrodermataceae. The coding region runs from base 1 to 687 and encodes 228 amino acids. The record is from RefSeq and is a predicted model, not a curated record.
AUGGCUGCCCGUUCCCCAGUCCUCAGUGCCUGUGCCGCAAUCGUGGAUACCAGCAAUACCUGCAUAACUGCUCGCAGAAAUGUACUCCUGCAGAGCGUGAACAGAUGGGUUAAGCCGGAACCAAAUUAUGCGUGGACGCCGGUAAGAAUCUCAUUAGGACCGAUCGAUAUUCUCUGUCUCAAGAGCUCACAAAAUUAUCUAGGAGUGCCACCCAAUUUCAGGCGCCGCAACGCCCGCCCCGAAUCCGUUGCAGAGGAUGAUGCCGAGGUACAACAAUUUCCUACCAAUAUUCCCGGAGUCCCAGGUCUUCCCAGCUUGCCCAUUCCAUCUGUUCCACUUCCGUCCUGGGUUCCAACGGCUAUUCCUACUGGAUUACCGACUGGCCUACCAAAUCUACCAGUACCCACGGCCAUUCCCACUUUCGUCCCAACUGCCAUUCCUACCUUGAUUCCUACCGCUAUUCCUACUCUUAUUCCCACUGCUAUCCCCACUGCUAUUCCCACUGCUAUCCCUACUGUUAUCCCUCCUAUCCCAAGUCUUCCUUCAAUCCCAGGCCUCCCACAUCUGCCAAGCCUUCCCUCUAUCCCAGGUGUCCCGCCUAUUCCAACUUCAGCAGCUAACGAAAAGACCAACCAGGCCAAAGUCUCAUCUAACUCCAGGGUCAUGAGAGUAAAGAAGGAAGCCUAA